Pseudocercospora fijiensis CIRAD86 is the source of this 1088-nucleotide messenger RNA. RefSeq names its product G protein beta subunit. Gene Ontology annotation, molecular function: protein binding. The record is from RefSeq and is a predicted model, not a curated record. Gene Ontology annotation, cellular component: TORC2 complex; TORC1 complex. The transcript is spliced from 3 exons. NCBI's taxonomy places the organism in Eukaryota, Fungi, Ascomycota, Dothideomycetes, Mycosphaerellales, Mycosphaerellaceae. Gene Ontology annotation, biological process: TOR signaling; regulation of actin cytoskeleton organization. The coding region runs from base 75 to 1088 and encodes 337 amino acids.
GCCAGGGCACAGCUAUCAGCUUUUCAGGUCGCGCCUGCAGUUCAUCGGCCUUCGUCGCGGGGAAAAGCGUCACAAUGAGCGUGAUUCUCUGUACUGCGGGAUAUGACCACACCAUCAGAUUCUGGGAAGCAUUGAGCGGAAUAUGCUCACGCACCAUUCCUCAUCCUGAUUCCCAGGUCAAUCGCCUGUGUAUCAGCCCCGACAAGAGAUACCUGGCUGCUGCCGGCCACCAUACCGUGAAGCUGUACGAAAUCAAGUCAACCAAUCCCGCCGCAGUCCUCACCUUCGAAGGCCAUACGGGAAACAUCACCGGCGUCGCAUUUCAUUGUGAGGGCAAAUGGAUGGUGACGUCUUCAGAAGAUGGCACUGUGAAAAUCUGGGAUACACGAAGCGGUCACAUCCAGCGAAACUAUUCACACGGCGUUCCUGUCAACGACGUUGUCAUCCACCCUAACCAGGGCGAACUCAUUUCCUGCGACCGCGGCGGAAACGUUCGAAUCUGGGAUCUUGGAGAGAACAAGUGCAGCCACCAAUUGGUGCCUGAAGAAGACAAAAGCGUUGCAUCUGUCACCGUUGCCACAGAUGGAUCUCUUCUCUGCGCAGCCGUCAGCGGAAGCACUAACGGUGCUGUCUUCGUUUGGCGACUGAUCACAGUUCGAGAUGUGACCAGUCUGGUACCUGUCACCAGAUUCAAGGCACACGGAACAUACAUCACUCGCGUCCUCCUCUCACCCGAUGUGCGGAAGCUCGCAACAUGCUCUGCCGAUCACACUGCACGUAUCUGGACUGUCGAUCUUGACAAUGUCACCCCUCCCGAUCAGCACAAAGAAGAUGAAGAUGGCGCAUCAGCUCGUCAAAGCUCCGAUGAGAACUCAGGUGCAUUUCCGUUGGAAAACGAGCUCGAUGGCCAUCAGCGAUGGGUCUGGGACUGCGCGUUCUCUGCCGAUUCUGCGUAUCUUGUCACUGCCUGUUCAGACCACUACGCUCGGCUGUGGGAGCUGCAGAGCAAAACUAUCAUUCGUCAGUACAACGGCCAUCAUCGAGGCGCUGUAUGCGUUGCUCUCAAUGACUACUCAGAAAGCCGAUGA